AAAGAUAAAUAAGAGUCACGUCAGGAAACGUGUUGUUGGAUUUGACGUUCACUAUUCAUCUGGUUUUCAUGAAUGAAGACGAAGAAGAAGAACACGAACAUCCUUUGCCUCGGUUACAGUAGGAAACGCUCUCAAAAAACCAGACACACAAAGCAAAGCCCAAAGGCCAAAUCAAAAGAAAACUAACCGUUAUGGCUUCAGAAGCACUGCUUGAGCUAGGUCUAACCGUAGAGGAAUUCACCGAACUGGAGAGCAUCAUCAACACGCACCACAAGUUCGCGCCAUCCCCCAAAAUCUGCACCUCCAUCAUAGCGCAGCGUAUCGAGGCUCCCGCGCACACGGUCUGGCCCCUCGUUCGAAGCUUCGACAACCCGCAGAAGUACAAGCACUUCAUCAAGAGCUGCAACAUGCGCUCCGGCGACGGCGGCGUCGGCAGCAUCCGGGAGGUCACCGUGGUGUCUGGCCUCCCUGCCUCCACCAGCACCGAGCGCCUCGAGAUUCUCGACGACGUCAACCACCUGCUCAGCUUCCGCGUGGUCGGCGGCGAGCACAGGCUCCACAACUACCGCUCCGUGACGUCGGUGAACGAGUUCAACAAGGACGGUAAGGUUUACACCGUUGUGUUGGAAUCCUACGUUGUGGACAUUCCCGAAGGGAACACCGGAGUUGAUACCAAGAUGUUUGCGGACACCGUCGUUAAGCUUAACCUUCAGAAACUUGGGGAGGUUGCCAUGGCUACCAUUCUGCACUGAUCAAGUUCAAUAUCACUCUCACACUACCUUCACUUAAUUCCUACCUUAGUUACU
Molecule: messenger RNA, 806 nt
Organism: Vigna umbellata (rice bean)
Lineage: Eukaryota; Viridiplantae; Streptophyta; Magnoliopsida; Fabales; Fabaceae
Source: RefSeq, a predicted model, not a curated record